Salarias fasciatus (jewelled blenny) is the source of this 3465-nucleotide messenger RNA. RefSeq names its product sortilin. The transcript is spliced from 21 exons. The coding region runs from base 91 to 2550 and encodes 819 amino acids. Gene Ontology annotation, cellular component: membrane; Golgi apparatus. Gene Ontology annotation, biological process: vesicle organization; endocytosis; Golgi to endosome transport. The record is from RefSeq and is a predicted model, not a curated record. NCBI's taxonomy places the organism in Eukaryota, Metazoa, Chordata, Actinopteri, Blenniiformes, Blenniidae. Gene Ontology annotation, molecular function: protein binding.
UGCGUUAUUACCUGCGCCAGUGUCGGCGCGCGUCUCGGUCCCAGGCGCUCGGACAGGUGUUCUCCCCUCUGGGAUUUGGUCGGUGCAGAUAUGUGGUGGAGAUUUGUGCUCCUCGGCGGGCUGUGCGUCCAUGUGCUGGGCGCUGAAAGCAGAGGGAAGCCAGGAUCUGAGCAGGAUCCUGGCAGGGGUCAGGGGCGCACACGCCCCAGGAGGGAUCCCGGCGGGGCCGCCGGCGCAUCGCAGCUUUCACACGGUCCUCCCUUCGCCUCCUGCCGGCUCCCCCUCACCCCGGCAGAGCACAAGGUUCUGGAUGAUAACACACACGAGACAGGGUUUAAUGGUGACGAUGGCUCCUAUGUAAUUCUCACGUGGGUGGGCGACGGUACAGGAGUGAUCCUGGUGCUGUCCACAUUUAGCGCUCCUAUUGACUCUUUUCUAGAUGGAGGCUCCUCUCGGCUUUACAGAAGCACCGAUUACGGCAAAUCCUUCCACGACAUCUCCCAGCGCAUCAACCACACCUUCAUCAAGGAGGAGUUUGGAGUCAGCGUGGGGCCGGGGAGCUCUGUGAUCCUGACAGCAGACAUCCCGGUGGUCGACAAUCCCGGCGGGAUCAUCUUCACCUCUGUUGACGCCGGCGCAACUUUCAAGUUCAUCCAGCUGCCUUUCCACCUGGCUCAGCCAAUCACGUACCACUUCCUCAACCCCGACUACCUCGUGGCCCUCAGCAUCGAUGGCAGUCUCUGGCUCUCUCUGGACUUUGGUGCCAGGUGGACAAAAGUCUAUGAUGGAGUGCAUUCUUACUCAUGGGGAGCUGGCAUCAACUUGUUCUUCAGCUGCAUUCGAGUAGAUCCAGUUGAGGAGGAUGAGAGGGGAGAUUUACUGCUCAAGAAAACAAGCGAUCUGGGGAAGACCUUCGCCACCAUCCACGAGGACAUCUACAGCUUCGGCUACAUCGGAGCUUUCCUCUUCUUCUCUGUGAUGGAAGAUCCGAGAACCCCUCGUGUCAUGUAUUUCUCAUCAGACCAAGGAGAAACCUUCAGCCGAGCGCUGCUUCCCUCUGCGUCCACCGAGCAGUUCUACUCCAUCCUGGACGGAGACGAGGACAUGCUCUUCAUGCAUGUGGACAACCCGGGAGACACUUACUUUGGGACCAUGUACACCUCAGACGACCGCGGGAUCCUGUUCUCUAAAUCCCUGGAGCGCCAUCUGUUUGACGGUCAGAGGAAGAGCGAUUUCACCAACAUUACUUCCCUGAGAGGAGUUUAUCUGACUAACAAACUGGAUUUGGAUGGACGCAUAAGAUCCGUCAUUUCCUUCAACAGAGGAGGAACAUGGCGGCAACUCAACAAGCCGGAGAACGUGAACUGUGAGGACCAAGUCAAGAAGUGCAACCUCCACAUUCAUGGUGAGCAUAGUCGCAAUAACCGACUGGUGCCCAUGUUGGCUCUGUCCGAGCCGACCGCCGUCGGCCUCGUCAUCGCUCACGGCACUGUGGGUGAUUCUCUUUCAUCCUCGCAGCAUCCAGACGUGUUUGUGUCUUCAGACGGGGGUUACAACUGGAGGGGGACUCUGAGGGGUCCGCACCACUACAGCAUACUGGACUCUGGGGGUCUGAUUGUUGCUGUUGAGGUCCAGCGAGACAGACAAGUCAAGACGAUAAAGUUUUCCACGGACGAGGGCCAGUGCUGGAAGUCCUACAACUUCACAGAGCAGCCUUUCUUCUUCGCCGGGCUGGCGUCCGAGCCGGGCACCAAGGCCAUGAACGUCAGCGUGUGGGGCUUCAGGCCGGAGGACGACGGCCAGCCCAUGUGGGUGGCCGUCACCAUCGACUUCCAGAGCCUCAUCACAAGAGAGUGUAACGACCAGGACUACGAAGAGUGGCUGGCGCAUGCAGCACAGGGAGCCGAACCGGACAGAACCGGCUGCGUCCUGGGCAUGAAGGAGACGUACAGGAGGCUGAAGAAGCAGUCUGUGUGCAGGAACGGCCGCGGCUUUGAAGUGAGCAAGAAGCAGAGCUCCUGCCUGUGCACCAGGGAGGACUACUUAUGUGACUACGGCUACUAUCGCCACGUUAACACCUCCGAGUGUGUCAGACAACCAAGUGCAGCAAAUAAAACCUUGGAGAUCUGUCUGAAUGGGGAGGAGGACGAGCUGCUGACAGCUGGGUAUCGGAAGGUGCCCAGUAACCGGUGCGAGGGGGGAUUCACUCCUCAGCAGGCCAUGCAGACGGUGAUCAGACCCUGUGGAGUUAAACCCAGCCCGGGUCCGCCGGAGAAGUCCACGUCUUCGGUCACACACUUCGACACGCCGCGAGAAAGGCUGGUGCUGAUUCUGGUGUGCACCGGAGCCGGACUCAUCGUCCUGAUCGCCAUCGUCUCUGCUGUCCUGGUUGUCAGAAGAGUGAUGUACAGACACAGGUGCCCUGAGUAUCGUUUCUCAAACCUCCGGAUCCAGGAGGACAACAACGGCGUCACACUCGAUCACGAGAGUGGCACGAGCAGCAACGGCACAGCCUGCCAUCAGGAUUCAGAUGAUGAUCUCCUCGUAUGACGCAUUUCUGGGGGUGUGAUGGAUGUUGUGUUUGAAGAAACGGCCGCCUAUAUUUUCUUGGAUUUGUCGUUGAUAUGAAAACACUGAAAGCCUUAAUUUAUUGAGCUGAUUUUUUUUUUUUCACUGCUUCACUUUUUUUUCUUUUUUUUAAGAAAAAUAGAUAUGUACUGUUGUGUAAUUUUGUGAGACAGAGCCAAAGAUGAAGAGUAUAGGUGCAGAUGCUGAACAAGGAGGUUUUAUUUUACGAUUGUAAAAGAUUCAGAUCAGUUUAUAUGGACACUCGCCUCCAGAAUAACUCCUGUUUUUAUUAAGAUGAGCGUUCACGAUUCCUUUCAAGUCCAGUGAAAGCAGAGGGAGCAUAGAUGGUAAAUACAGUGGAUAAAGCUUUUGUGACGUCACCCAUAGUGUUCCGAAAUCCCGCUGUGAAGAUUUCAGCGAGUCCAGCAGGACGUCUCCAUAUUGAACAUUUGAAACCGGAUGCAAAUGUGAUUGGUCCAGCCUGUCGGUUGUAGAAACUUGUGACAGAGACCAGAAUAUGUUCUGCGCUUUUAAAGAAUGCAAAUAAACAUAUAAAGCGCCGCUUUAUAUGUUUAUUUGCAUUCUGAAAAUCGACAUCUUUUAAUGGGUUCUGAUGAGAUCAGGGCUCUUUUUGAAACCAGCAUCAUCAACUCCUGCUGGAAUUUCUCCAGAAUUACAGCUUUUUUUGCACUUCUGUAUCAUCUUCAUGUUUUAUGAGCGAGCUUCACACAGUGUCUUCGGGGAAAUUGAAAUCAAAAUAUUCCAGUAUUUUUUCAUUCAUUGUUUUUUCUCCACCUUUUUCUGUUUAAUGUGAAAACAGUCUGAAACAAUCCUGAAAAUGUGGAUUUGUAACAAAACUAAAUUCAGCAGACAAAAUAAAGCUGUACUUUAAAAGCU